GUCUGUUUCAUUUCUGGUUGCUAGCACUUCGAUCUCUGAGGAGCAGACGAUGAACCAGAUCCAUUCGUAUUACAGCAGAAUGUCGAAGAGAGUGCUAUUGAACCAGAGGUUCAAGAUAACCAUCUUGGUGGUGGUGUUGUUGGUCUCAUCCCUCUCGAUUUACUAUUACAAUGGGGAUCUUGGGCAGCAGCCAAGUGGACAAGAUGGUGGUUUGAAAAUAUUGUCCCAUGGGGGUGCUGAUGGAUUUAGCGAUGGCAAUAAGGAUGGGUAUGAUGAAUUGCAGAACAACCAUGAUACCAGUUAUUUUAAUGACGAUAAGGCUGCCAGUGACAAUAAUAAUAAUGAUAAUAAUAGUAAUAAUAAUGAUAAUAAUCAUAUUAGUCUUGAUACGUUGGACCAGAAUCUAAGGGAUAAAUUAAACAAGAAUUUCAAUGAAAAGCAGCUAUCAUUAACCAAGAGUGAAUAUCAAGAGCUAGUCAAAGCAUUUGAAGAAAAUCAGUACAGGAUAUUUAAGAAAUCUAAAGCCAAUGCUACAUUUGUAACAUUGGCAAGAAACAGCGAUAUUUGGGGGAUAGUUGAUGCAAUUCGAUCAGUUGAAGAUCGAUUCAAUAAAAAGUUUCAUUACGACUGGAUUUUCCUUAAUGAUGAAGAGUUUUCGCAGGACUUUAUUGAUGCAACGUCAGCAAUUGUUUCGGGAAAGACCAAGUAUGGAAAGAUUCCCAAAGAACAAUGGUCUUAUCCGGAUUUUCUUGAUGUUGAGAAAGCAGACAAAGCGAGAGAGGAAAUGAAAGAAAAAGGUAUAAUAUAUGGAGAUUCAGUGUCCUAUAGACACAUGUGUAGGUUUGAAUCAGGAGUUGAACCAGAUAUCAAAUUUUACUGUGAUAUCGACUACGAUUUAUUCAAGUUUAUGGAGCUCACUAACCAAACAUACGCAUUCACCAUAUCAAUUUAUGAAUUUGAAGCUACAAUUCCAACAUUGUGGCAGACUACAAAGGAUUUUCUUAAGGAACAUCCAGAUUAUUUACACGAGAACAAUCUUAUGAGUUUCCUAUCUGACAAUGGAGGAGAGAAAUACAAUUUAUGUCAUUUCUGGUCGAAUUUUGAGAUUGCCAGUUUGAAUUUCUUUAGAAGCCAAAAAUAUCGAGAGUAUUUUGAUUAUUUGGAUAAAACCGGGGGAUUCUUUUACGAGAGAUGGGGAGACGCGCCAAUUCACUCGAUUGCUGUCAGUUUGUUUGAAGACCGUAACAAAAUCCACUUUUUCGACGACAUUGGAUACAACCAUGGAGUCUACCACAGCUGUCCUCUCAACACUGAGUUUCGAAAGAAACACCACUGUUCGUGCAACCCAGAUAACGACUUCACCUGGAGAGGUUACAGCUGCACCACCAAAUACUUUGAUGUUCAAGGUCUUACCAAACCAGCAGAAUGGAAGGACUACACUUAGCGUGCUUGUAGCUGCACGAAUACAUGUUUUUGCAUACUGUUUGACACAAGAAGUCUACUUUUGCUUAGCGUUCGCUAUUCGGCGUCAUGAGAUAGACCGCAAAAGCAAAGCACGUGCUUGUGGUACAACUUCAACCCUUGUGAGAUACUGAGAUGAGAAGCAACAGAUGCCGUUGUUUCGACCACACGUGUUGUAUCCGACAGCACCGCAGCCAGAAGAAAGCUUGUUUUUCCAGCAAAACCGGUGCACCAACCCAGCAACUGUGCAAGAAAGGUCCGGGCACAGCAGCGCAAACAGAGCUCGGCUUUGCUUUCCGGGAAGGUGCCGACAAGUUGCGCAAGUUAUAGAGUGAGCACAGAAUCCGCGCAACUUAGAACGGACAGGCAGGGG
This is a messenger RNA of Ascoidea rubescens DSM 1968, 1834 nucleotides long. RefSeq names its product glycosyltransferase family 15 protein. Lineage: Eukaryota; Fungi; Ascomycota; Saccharomycetes; Ascoideales; Ascoideaceae. The record is from RefSeq and is a predicted model, not a curated record. Gene Ontology annotation, biological process: cell wall mannoprotein biosynthetic process; protein N-linked glycosylation; protein O-linked glycosylation. The coding region runs from base 80 to 1444 and encodes 454 amino acids. The transcript is spliced from 2 exons. Gene Ontology annotation, cellular component: Golgi apparatus; membrane. Gene Ontology annotation, molecular function: alpha-1,2-mannosyltransferase activity.